Molecule: messenger RNA, 1416 nt
Organism: Maudiozyma saulgeensis
Lineage: Eukaryota; Fungi; Ascomycota; Saccharomycetes; Saccharomycetales; Saccharomycetaceae
Source: the annotation of a GenBank genome assembly
AUGAUCAGUGCAGUGUUGAUAUAUACUCCUCGUGGAGAGCUUGUUGUUUCAAAAUUUUACAAAGGUUCGAUUAAGAGAUCAAUUGCUGAUAUUUUUAGGAUCCAAAUAAUCAACAGUCUCGAUGUAAGAUCACCUAUUCUAACAUUGGGGUCCACCACAUUUCAUUACAUUCGCUCCGCCAAUAAUAUGUGGUUAGUGACAGUCAACAGAAAUAAUACCAAUUCUGCUAAGAUAUGGGAGUUCUUAUACAGUUUGAACUCUAUUUUGGCAAUGUAUGCUAUAGAUAAUAGCGAAUCCAUAAAGGAACAAUUCAUGCUUGCUUAUGAGGCCCUAUCGAUCAUGUUACUGGAAACUGGUGUUAUUGUAGAUACUGAGUUAACCUCGGUUGUGAAACAAAUGUCACAGAAACCAGUUAGGCCUGAAUUGAUUGCAGAAGAGAGCACAUCAUCACGCAAAACUAAUAGUAGUAAUCAUAGCAAUAGCGGAUCUAAAGUUUUCCCAAAUUUUUUAAAACCUAAUGCUGUAAAUAAUGUUACAAGAACACUAUCUACCAGUGUAUCUCCAAAAAAAAGGAAUAAGAAUGAAGUGGUUUUAUAUGUUAAUGAAAAAAUCAACAUUUUGGUAGCAAAGGACGGCUCUAUAUUAAAAUCUUAUGUUGAUGGAUCUAUUGACCUGACAAGUCAUCUACAGGGACGACCAAUCUGUCAAUUUGGAAUAAACGAUUCAAUGGCAAGAAGAGCAAUGCCUCGUGGUGCAGAAACUACACAGUCUAUACCGACAUCAGCAGCCACUAGUGUAGAACUGGAGAAUUGUAAAUUCCAUCAAUGUGUCGAUCUUGAUAAAUUCGAGCAAGAACAUACAGUAAACUUUACGCCACCAGAAGGUUCAUUAGAGUUGAUGAAGUAUCACGUGUCUAAGGAUCUCAACCUACCAUUUAAGAUUAGUCCCACUGUCACAAUUAUGACGUCUCCAAGAGGUGGUCUAAAUUCUUGCGGUGUCGACUUUAGAAUUAAUCUCAAAUCAUUGUUUCCUUCAAAGUUGUCAGCUACAGACGUGGAAUUGAAAGUACCUGUACCACCAGGGACAAUAGAUUGCGAGAUUAAUGUUACAAAUGGUUCAUGCAAAUUCAUUCCCGAAGAUAACGUCAUGCUAUGGAAGUUUAAUAAAUUCCAAGGUCUUACAGAGAACAUGUUGAGCGCAUUUACCGUAUGCUCAAAUGAUACUACCGAACUCUCUUUACAACAGUGGUCUAGACCACCUAUUUCUCUAGAAUUCGAGUUGUUGAUGUUUAGUAAUUCCGGUCUUGUAAUCCAUUUCUUCAAUGUUCUACCUUCAAGAGAUUCCACGGUAUCGACUCGUACAAUCAAAUGGAUUAAAUAUAUUUCCAAAUCAGGAGCAUAUGAGGUCAGAUAUUGA